This is a messenger RNA of Strongylocentrotus purpuratus (purple sea urchin), 3810 nucleotides long. It is a transcript of the gene bbs9, whose product is annotated as protein PTHB1. Lineage: Eukaryota; Metazoa; Echinodermata; Echinoidea; Camarodonta; Strongylocentrotidae. The coding region runs from base 191 to 3148 and encodes 985 amino acids. The record is from RefSeq and is a predicted model, not a curated record. The transcript has 23 exons. Gene Ontology annotation, biological process: cilium assembly. Gene Ontology annotation, cellular component: membrane; BBSome.
ACGUUGUUUACCAUUCUUGAGAAAAGAGCAGAACUAGCUUCGAAAACCAAGAUGUAAAUCGUCCAAACGAGCCUUUCACAAGUUCGUAUACUAAUUUCAGUCAAAUGAGUUUCAGCUGCUACAUGAUUUGCCAAAGAGCAUUGCAAGGAUAGAAUCACACCGUGUGUUAGACACAGAGACUGGAUAAGCCAUGUCACUGUUCAAGGCCAGAGAUUGGUGGACAACAACUGUCGGUUCGGGGGAGGUCUUCGACCAGGGUAGCCUUGCUGUAGCAAAGAUUGAUGGAAAUUCAUCUACACAUGAUAAAAUCAUUGUCGGAAGCUUCAAUGGGGUCCUUCGAAUCUACCAGCCGCAGCCGUCCAAGGGAGAGCAUCUGAAAGCUGAAGAUGUAGUACUUGAAGCACAGCUGCAACAACCUAUCUUGCAGGUUGAAACUGGUCGCUUUGUUUCUGUAUCAGAAGCGUUGCAUCUAGCUGUACUUCAUCCCCGUAAACUGGCCAUUUACUCUGUACAAGGUUUGACUGGUGCAGUAGAGCAUGGUUCUCAGUACCAGCUCAAACUCAUGUAUGAACACAACCUACAGAGGACAGCACACAGCCUUGUGGUUGGACCAUUCGGAGGAGUCAAAGGUAAAGAUUUCUUGGGUGUCCAGUCCAUGGACGGCACCGUCUCCUUCUUCGAGCAGGAGAGUUUUGCCUUCUGCCGUUUCCUCCCUGGUUUUCUCCUUCCCGGUCCCAUCAAGUACAUUCCCCGGACAGACUCCUUUGUGACGGUGUCCUCCUCGUGGCAGGUGGAGAGUUACAAAUACCAGGUCCUUGCCGUGGCAACGGAUGCCAAGACAAAGGAAGAAUCACAGAAGAUUACCUCCGGCAAGAGGAUAACAGCUGACUGGACAUAUCCACUAGGAGAGCCUGUGCUAGAUAUGUCGGUAGUAACUCAUGCAAAUGCGGCACCUUCAGUAGUCAUCUUAGGAGAGAGGUCAAUAGUCUGCUUAAAAGAUGUUGGAACGUUACGCUUUUCUAAAAAGCUGGAGUACAACCCAAGCAGCUUCUACAUCUAUGCCUCAUUAAAUGAGAACAGUAUACACUAUAUGGUUGGUACACAUACCAGACAACUACUGGUCUAUGAAGAUACAACUCUUAAGUGGGCUGCAAAGCUUGAACAUGUUCCUGUGGCCUUGCAAGUUGGAGAAUUUCAGGACCUGAAAGGAGUGAUAGUGUGCCUUGAUGAUGAGGGUCACUUGGUAUGUUCCUACCUUGGUACGGAUCCGUCCCUCUUCGUAGUGCCGCCUCCCGAUUCCAGGGAGAUAAACUAUGACAACCAAGACAAGGAGAUGAGAGAUCUUCAAAGAGCCAUCAAGGAAUCGUCUCAUAAAGCAGACUUUGCUCCUAAGAAGAAGAUAGAUGAUGAACUCACCAUGAUAGCUGCUGUGCCGUCCAGUCUAGAUGAAGAUUCAGUUGCUCAAGAGACAGAGGUUACAGAUGAAGAUCCCAUACCUUCAAUAACUGUCAAGCUCACAUUGAAGAGUCAGAGUGGUCUAUCCAAUGUUCGAGUUCUGCUACUCUGCCCCUACCCAUUGGCUGCAACACAGAGUACUUUCACCAUUCCCUUUGUGGGAGAUUCGUCCAAUCCAACAACCACAAUGAUCGCAUUUUACAUGAGAGGACACUGUCUGCCGGCCUCGCUUGUUGCCAAGGCAACGGCAACAUACAAUACAGCAUCAGGAGCACCACGAGUUGUUCAAUGUGCAAUCAAGCUCCCGCUCAAGCUGGUUUGUAAACCCUGCCCGCCUGCCAAGAAUGCGACACACAAGCUCACUCUAGACUCCAACAAGAACUGUGCCAAUCUACAUGAUAUAUUCCCCGAUUUAACAGGACCAGAGGGAAUGGGUUCAGGUAAUGCUCUUGGUCUGCAGAUCUACGGCGGCCCCAAAAUAACCAUCCUUGCUUCUAAAUCAUCUCAGAGGUAUCGACUUCAGUGUGACAUCUUUGAGGCCAUGUGGCCAGUGGUCAACGAGUUCAUUGACCGUGUCCGGAUAUUCCAUCGGAAUACCGGGGUCAAGGACUUCAAGCUCUCUUUCACGUCAAAUCUGCCGGUCCAAGAAUUCUUUGAGCUCAUCGAUACCCAUAUGGAGUUGAGAGUUCACGCAGAGCGGUACAAGGAGCUUCUAGAUCAGAGGGCUAAGCAGUUCAGAGCCAUCCAGAGAAGACUUCUCACUAGAUUCAAGGAUAAGACUCCAUCCCCUCUCAACAAUCUAGAUACACUACUGGAAGGAACUUACAGACAGAUUCUGAAACUAGCUGAAGGUGUGGAUGAGAAUCAGAAGGCCCUUGUUCGCUGCUCCAUGGGUCUGAGCUGUGCAACCAGUAUCAUUACCACCCUUCUUGCUCUAGCACAUGGGUUCAGCGAAUCAGAGAAGGAGAUACUGGAUGCCAGUCUCUCGUCGCAAGUGCAGUGCGAAGGAGAUCAGGGUUGGGAGGAAACAGUGGAUGCCUCUAUCAUCAAUCUACUGAGGACUUGUCUGGCCAAAUCAGCGAAAGACCAGGCCAUCAAUCCAGCCCCUCUCACCAUGUCAGCUGAUACCUCCAAGCUCAAGAAGCACAUCAUGCAGGUCACAGAGAAGCUUGCUAAGGGAGCCAGACUGCAGGUCGAAGGUCAAUCACCUGGUGAAAGGCAGUCUUCAGUGGAACCCCCUUAUUCAAGUUCGGCACAGAAAAGCAAGGAUUUCUUUGAUGAAGAACCACCUUCUAAUGAAAGUCCUGUUUCGUACGGGGCACCAGCAGCAUCCAAGCCAGCAUCCCAUCCUCCACCGCCUGCCUACGCUGCGGCACCUCCAGAACGCACACCCAAGGCUGAGAGUGCACCCUUUACCAAUGGAGUGGAACCGGCCAUGGCGUCCCCGAGGAGCCAGGGUUCGCUAGGUGACCUACCGUCAUUGGGAGGCCCAGGGGUGAGGGGAGGGACAUCCUUACCACCCCUUGGUGGAGGACCAGCUGGUGGUGCAGCAGCACUGCCUUCACUCCAACCGAUCAAGAAGAAGAAGAAAAAGAAGAAGAGUUCCAAACAUCACGACCAAAAUGAGGAGUUUGGAGAAGACACAGAUCUGAGUAGCAUGGGAAGGAGCUCUCCCGACUCUAUCGUCUUAUAAUCCACAAAGAUUCAAUGACUCCACGUUGCGUUUUCCACGGGGCCCUAUGAGCUUCGGACACUAUGUAAUAGUGUCAGGCCCUCUAGGUACAAUGUAUCAUCCCGAUAGACCAGUUCGUAGUUAGCUUUGUGAGAAGUGAACCCAAAUAUCUACACCUGGAGAUGCCCCACUUUGUGCAUGUUGGAAUAAUCACUGCCAAAGUGAGGGAGGUGCUUCAUGGAGAUCUUUCCUUUGUCCUCGUGAGAAGAAUACUGCCACCCGAGUAUCAGACCAUGUGCUGUCCGGUGAAUACAGGAAUAUUGAUUACAUAGCCUUCAUGAGCACGAAUCCAAUAUUGGUAUCAAUGACUUUUACAAUUUUUGUGUCACAGCGCUCACGUCGCGCAAUUUACGCUGAGCCACAGUGACCGCAGUACACUAGUGCAGUACCUGUGUAGCGCCAGCUAAACAUAUUUGCAUUCUUCAAUGUUUCAUUUGAGCCGUGCAAUUUUCUUUUAUUUCUUUUUUGAAUGUGAUGUGAAUGUGAGUACGGUACAAGUUAUUAUAGAAGUGUUCAAAAUAUGAUACAGAUGGAAGGGAUAUAAAACAAAUAUAUAAUGAUUCAUUCUCGGAACAAGCUAAAACUAUUCGCACUCAGGAACAACAAUAGUACUAUUUGAUGUU